UCAGCCAUAGAAAUCCUAUCCCUGCACACCCCUCUUAUUUCCUCCCCCUCUUCCUGAGCCAAACAAUUUCCUUUUCCCUAUCCUCCCACAGCCUCUUUCCACUACUACCACCGAGCCACCAUCCCCUACAAGGAGAGGGCAAAGAACACACAUUCACUUUGUUGCUUCAGGUUGCAACAGCUAAAUUAGGCUACAAUGGCUCUGAGGCUGUGGGCAAGCUCAGCUGCCAAUGCCCUCAAGAUUUCAAGCAGCGGCGCCAGGGCCGCUGCCCCGGCCUACUCGAUCUCCAGAUACUUCUCCACCGUUAUUGAUGGCUUGAAGUACACUUCCUCCCACGAGUGGGUCAAGAACGACGGCUCCGUGGCCACGAUUGGCAUCAGUGACCACGCCCAGGGCCAUCUCGGGGAGGUGGUGUUCGUGGAGCUGCCGGAGACCGGCACGAAGGUGAGCCAGGGCGGGGCCUUCGGCAACGUGGAGAGUGUGAAGGCCACCAGCGACGUCAACUCGCCCAUCUCCGGCGAGGUCGUCGAGGUCAAUUCGAAGCUGUCCGAGACCCCGGGCCUGAUCAACUCGAGCCCGUACGAGGAGGGGUGGAUGAUCAAGGUGAAGCCGAGCAGCCCGGCGGAGCUGGAGGGCCUGCUGGACUCGGCCAAGUACACCAAGCACUGCGAGGAGGAGGACGCCCACUAGUGCUCCCUUGUUCGCUUAUCAAUCCUUUUGCUGCAACCAUAUCGAAUACUCUUGUCUACAAUAAUUAAACCAGCUUCACCAUGCGUUCA
Molecule: messenger RNA, 779 nt
Organism: Aegilops tauschii subsp. strangulata
Lineage: Eukaryota; Viridiplantae; Streptophyta; Magnoliopsida; Poales; Poaceae
Product: glycine cleavage system H protein, mitochondrial
Biological process (GO): glycine decarboxylation via glycine cleavage system; protein lipoylation
Cellular component (GO): glycine cleavage complex; cytoplasm; mitochondrion
Source: RefSeq, a predicted model, not a curated record